Temnothorax curvispinosus is the source of this 1624-nucleotide messenger RNA. RefSeq names its product NAD kinase 2, mitochondrial (gene Nadk2). The transcript has 6 exons. Gene Ontology annotation, cellular component: mitochondrion. Gene Ontology annotation, biological process: NAD+ metabolic process. Gene Ontology annotation, molecular function: NAD+ kinase activity. The coding region runs from base 296 to 1543 and encodes 415 amino acids. The record is from RefSeq and is a predicted model, not a curated record. Lineage: Eukaryota; Metazoa; Arthropoda; Insecta; Hymenoptera; Formicidae.
UUCAGAGUGGAUCGUGUCAAUCGUGUGGUGUGGAUCAAUGAGGACUUGAGGGCUUUGAAGUUUGAGGGAUAAAAUCACAAAUGCUCAGCUCUGUUCGCGGCGGUGAGUCACGCGUGUACGGGUACAGGUGCACGCAAGUAACGAGGCACGGUACUCGAUCGCCGCAUGGCUCGUGCCGGCGAGAGGGGAUCGGUUACGCGGCGCCCGUCGAUCAAUCGUCCCGCGGAGCGGCUCGUCCCGCACGUCGCUCGCGACAGUUCGGUAUUGCCCACGUGAACGUCCCGAUCAUCAUGCGAUGACGGUUUUCAACUACCUUUGUAGGACUGCCAGAACGCUGCAGCUUUUACAGUCUCCUUCUACCAAUGUACACAGAAGUCUGCGCUUUUUCAUUCGAAAUGAAUCCAGUUUUGUGCCUAAGAAGGUACUUAUCGUGGCAAAAUUGUCCCGGUAUCAUUUCGAAAGGUUACGGGAACCCGGGCUCAACGAGACCCAGCUGAAGAUGAAACUAAUCGAAAGAGGUUCGGAUUAUGAUACCAUGCUCGCCAGCCACUUGGCCACCAAGGCUGUGGAAGAUCAAAUCAUCCAAAUCUUGCGAAAGAUGAACGUGGAGUAUAGGAUAAUAGAUAGGACAAGUUUAGACCAGUCGCUUUUUACAUGGGCGGAUUUAGUACUGCCGAUUGGCGGUGAUGGAACGUUUCUCUUAGCCUCGAAUUUAAUAUUCGAUAAUAAAAAACCGAUAAUGGGCAUUAAUUCGUAUCCUGAGAAGUCGGAAGGCUACCUCCUGUUGUCGGCGAAGUACACGAAUGCCAUACCAGAGAUUUUCGAAAUGCUAAGAGCAGGCCACUACAAUACACUCAUGCGAAGACGAAUACGGAUCACUUUAAAGGGAGAAGAAAUAUGGCAGCCUCCCUUUCACAUGCAUGAGAAAGGACGCAUCGUUGGCAGUGACAGGUUUUAUACAAACGAGAAGUUCGAAAGCAAGUAUAGCAUUACCAACAUAGAGUUACCAAAAGAAAGGCGUCUACCUUGGUUGGCGCUUAAUGAAGUUUUCAUGGGCGAAACGUUAUCGGCACGGACGAGUUCCUUACUUAUAAAGUUCGAUGAGGACCAAGAGUAUCACAAAGUAAAGGGUUCCGGUUUGUGCGUGAGCACCGGGACAGGGUCAACGUCUUGGUAUAAAUCUAUACACAGUCUAAAUCAUCAAACCGUGCGGGAAAUAUUGAGCCUCGUGGAUACCAAACGGCAGUUUACCAAUGACAAAAUUGAUGUGAUCUGUUCGGCGUUCAAUAGCAGCUUACGAUUUGACGCAGAGGAUUGCAAACUGUGUUAUUCCAUAAGAGAUAUGAUAGUUACCAAUGCAAUACCCGUUCCGAAAGACGUGCACACUCGUGGUUUCUGUAGGAAGGCCACUGUGCAAUCGCAAUGCUUCGAUGCAGGUUUAGUUCUCGACGGUGGAAUAGCGGUCCCCUUCAACUUCGGCACCGUCGCGGAAAUAGAGACUUUUCCCGAAGACUCAUUACGUACUAUUACACUUCUUGAUUGAAUUGAACGCUUUCCAACGAAUCAGGACAUUCAAGUAGUAUUUUUGUGAUAAAUAUGAAACUUAAUAAACGUGUAAAAUCAA